AUGAUAGUUUGGGUUCAUCUCCCAGCGCUGAAAAUCCAUUUCUACCAUAAGGAGGUACUGACGCAGCUAGGGAAUCUGAUCGGGCGAACAAUCAAACUUGACUAUCAUACUCUCAACCAGCAACGAGCAAAGUUUGCUCGAAUCGCCGUCGAAGUCGAUCUUGAUAAACCUUUAGUUCCAAGGAUAUUCCUGGAUGACGGGUGGCAGAAGGUCGAAUAUGAGAAUCUUCCCAUUGUUUGCUUCGAAUGCGGGAAAAUUGAUCAUACGAACAGCACUUGUCCUCUCCUACGACAACCUGAAUUGGACCUGGCAGUGAUCACCGGAGGUGAAACCUUGCCGGAGAUCAGCCUCGUGGAGUCGCCGGAGCCCCAAGCUGGAUUUGGACCAUGGAUGUUAGUUACCAAAAAACACCGGCGCACUUCUAGGGAUCCUAAUACGAGCACGGUAGUGCUUGUAGGGGAUCAAAGUGCACAGCUCAACUUUCUUCCAACGAAACUCGAAUGUAAGCAACUUAAAACGAAAAAUAAAACGGACCAAAGGUGCAACUUCACUCUUGGGAAGAGGCUCGAUUGGUUUAAGUCGAAGCUCGGCCACGAUUGA
Messenger RNA from Linum tenue, 600 nucleotides. NCBI's taxonomy places the organism in Eukaryota, Viridiplantae, Streptophyta, Magnoliopsida, Malpighiales, Linaceae. The record is from the annotation of a GenBank genome assembly.